Molecule: messenger RNA, 1635 nt
Organism: Neoarthrinium moseri
Lineage: Eukaryota; Fungi; Ascomycota; Sordariomycetes; Amphisphaeriales; Apiosporaceae
Exons: 5
Coding region: 1-1635 (544 amino acids)
Biological process (GO): DNA-templated transcription
Cellular component (GO): nucleus
Molecular function (GO): DNA binding; zinc ion binding
Source: RefSeq, a predicted model, not a curated record
AUGGCCAUUCUGGUUCCGGCACUCUGGAACUCUGGUGGGCCGCUCGUCCCAACGUCUGAUGCGGCACGGCGCCGGAGAUGCAUUUGGCCUGCCAAGGCUGGCGCUACAGCCUGCGAGUACUGCUCCUCACGGCGCCUGCGAUGUGUCCAGGAGCCUCCGGAAGGCGGCUACUAUCACAAACGACAGAGCAGGCUUCAGGAGACUAGCCAUGGGGAGUCUUCGACGUCGCCAAAUCCGCUGCCAACCUUGGCCUUCACCGGACCGCACGUCGAGCUUCCCCCCAUGCCGCUGAGGCUGGAGCUCGUGAACCUCUAUUUUGACUACAUUCAUGAUCAGUUCCACUCCAUCUUCCACCGGCCCACCUUUGUCGACAGUGUCCGUGACGACAAGGUGUCGCCUGCUGUCCUCUUGGCCAUAUUUGCUCUCUCUGCAAGGUUCUCGACGAGUGAGCUCCUAGGUGAGACAGAUCCUCGUGACAGGGGUGAGGCCUUUCGAACCGCCAGCGAGAGUCUACUCAACAUUCGUGAUAUCUCGCUGGAAACAAUACAAGUGUGUGUCCUGCUGGGUGGCUAUGCUGCUGGCCACGGCGAGACCGAUGUCGAAAACCUGUAUUAUAACCUUGCCGGGCGUAUGACCCUCACCUUAGAUUUGCCAAACAAGCAUGUUGAAAGCCCCCUGGAAAGGGAGCUGAACAUUCGAAUUUGGUGGACCAUCUGCAUGGUGGACGUCUGGUCCUCCACGGCAGUAAAGCUACCAAGAAUCAUGCCCCUUGAUCACCCUGUCCCGCUUCCCAUGGACGAGUUGACAUUCUUGUCGCUGACUCCUACCUUUGCCGGAGGGGUCCCCAAUAAUCCAUCGACGUUUGGAACUCCGCUUCUAGCGCAGAUGAUCAAGCUGAAUAGAGUCCUCUCACAGGUCAAUGACUUCAAUAAAAGAUGCGUUGCAGAACGCUUCGAGGGAACAACUCUGGAGCUUGGUAUCCAGUCCUUGUCCCUUGACAUGGAGCGUUGGUUGGUUGGCCUGCCCUACAAUAUGCGUGACACACCAGAGAACUUUGCUUGGCAUGCCUCCCACGGCCUGGGACGCUUUUUCACCGCUGUCUACCUGGGCUACUACUACUAUGGACAGCUUCUAUACUACCAGUUCUUGGGAGCCGAAGCGGCCGACUCCAUGAACUCAUCUCACGUAUACGCUGAUAGAUGUAAAGAUCACGCCGCUAAGUUAUGUGAGAUGGUAUAUCGGUCAUUCGAUACGCCAGGAAGCGAGGUGUUAUACUCCAUGGUGGGUCACGUUCUUGUGAUCGCCUCAACUGUUCAAAUCCAUACUUUGCUGUUCUCUGGCGAUGAAAUGCAGAUCCGAGUGUCGAGGCUGCGACUGGAACGCAACUUUGAGAUUCUCCUUCAUCUGCGACCAUACUGGUCCAGUGUCGACAGCGCCAUGAGUCGGCUGCGGGCAUUCCAUCAAACUUGUCUAAAGAGGAACAAGGCCAGCUUCAUCCUGGACCGGUGGCUUCUUCGUUUUCUCAUUGAGUUCUCGCCGCAUAUGGAAUCAGAACCGCGCGAGACGGAUCCCGACUAUGCGGCGCUUUGGUCGCUCUCUAAGGAAUCAAUUCUUGCUCCUCUGUCUUCAGCGUAA